CUCCUCAAGUCGGGGGGCCCGCCGUCCGCGACCCAGCUAAUCCAGUCAUAGAGGCGAGGCGUAGACGCGCAGCGCCCACGGCGCGGCUGCGCGCGCCCCGCCCCGCCCCGGAAGGGCAACGUGCUCGACGGAAUGCCGCACCGGGACGUCGUGUCAGCCACGGCCGCCAUCGGCGCGCUCACCCACCGCGGCCGGCACCGCGACGCCCUCGCCCUGUUCUCUCGAGUGCUCACCGACGGCGUCGAGCCCAAUGAGUUCACCUUCGGCACCGUCUUCCGCUCGGCCACCGCGCUGCGCGCUCCGCGCGUCGGCGUGCAGCUCCACGCCUGCGCUGCCAAGCUCGGCCUCUGCUCCAACGCCUUCGUCGGCAGCGCUCUCCUCGACCACUACGCCAAGACGGGCGCCAUGAGGGAAGCCCAAAGGGCCCUCGAGGAUACCCGUGAGCCGAACGUGGUCUCCUACACCGCGCUCAUUGCGGGUUUGCUGAAGAAUGCGAUGUUUGAGGAGGCAGCCCGGGUGUUCCGGCGCAUGCCAGAGAGGAACGUGAUCUCUUGGAAUGCGAUGAUCAGCGGGUGUAGUCAGGCCGGUCUCAGUGAGGAAGCUGUCAAUCUGUUCCUGGAAAUGUGUCGAGAAGGUGUCAGGCCGAACGAAAGCACGUUCCCCUGCGUGCUCACUUCUGUUGCUAAUGCAGGAUCACUCGGCGUUGGUAGAAGCGUCCAUGCAUCGGCCAUCAAGCUCUUGGGAAAGCUUGACGUUUAUGUGGGCAAUUCUCUUGUGAGCUUCUAUGCCAGGUGCGGUAGCUUGGAUGACAGUAUCCUAGCGUUCAAAAAGAUCAAGCAAAAGAACGUGGUCUCCUGGAACGCGCUGAUCUGCGGGUAUGCGCAAAAUGGGAGGGGAGAAGAGGCUUUGGAUGCUUACAAGGCGAUGAGAGGAACGGGCCUGAGGCCGGAUAAUGUCACAUUUCUCGGCUUGCUGUUUGGUUGCAACCAUGCUGGGCUGGUUGACGAGGGUUACGCAUUGUUCAAUGCUGCUCAGAUGGAGCAACCCGGCACACUGAAGCCUGAGCAUUACGCUUGUGUAGUUGAUCUACUAUCUCGGGCCAAGCGGUUCGACGACGCCAAGAGGUUUCUUGAGGAGCUGCCCUUUGAGCCCGGCAUCGGGUUCUGGAAGGCGUUGAUAGGAGGCUGUCAGAUUCACUGGAACAGGGAGUUGGCUGAGAGCGUUGCGAAGCGCAUUCAUAUGCUGGAUCCGAAGGACACAUCUUCCUACGUUCUUCUCUCUAAUGUUUACUCUGCGGCUGGAAGCUGGCAAAGUGUAUCCAUGAUCAGGAGGGAGAUUAAGGAGAAGGGGCUGAAGAGGAUCACUGGCUGCAGUUGGAUUGAGGUCCAGGACAAGGUGCAUGUCUUCUUUAACGGAGACUGUAGGCAUCCUCGGAGUGAUAAAAUUUACUCGAUGCUCGAAGCAUGUCUGUAUACCAGGGAAGAUGAUGAACAUGCGCAGUCAGUUGUAUGAUCAUGACAAAUCAUCCAAAAGACUAUUGGCGAAGGUGCUUGCUUGUCGACGUUUUAUAUCCUUAUUCAUUAAGACCACAGCAGACUGGAAUCCUGCACGCCUUAAGAACGAAUAAUCAAGUUUCAGGUAUCAGAUGAAUUAAUGUGUUGCGGUAGCAGCAAGAAAUAUACCUCAGAACGCCAACAACAAAGGAAAGCUGCGAGUUCCUGGACCCUAGAGACCAGAACAAAAUGGGCAGCCGGGUCAUGCUCCUCGGGUCAGAGGAUGGUGCUGCAAAUCCUGCAAUCUCAGAAGAUCAGCACAGAGCUUUUACAUCACAAUGCUGGCUGAUUUGUUUUCUUUUCCUUCUCGACGUUCUUUUUAAAAAUAGUUUAAAUCUUGCAAUUUGCAAUGUUGACAGAUUACAUCGGAAGCCCUGAGAAAAUUGUAAUGCGUCAAGAUUAUGGAGAACUAGUCCCAAGCAAAACUGAUUGUCAAUCACAAGUUUCUGGAGAUUCAAAUGUAUCC
Messenger RNA from Phragmites australis (common reed), 2019 nucleotides. Its product is annotated as pentatricopeptide repeat-containing protein At5g42450, mitochondrial-like. The transcript has a single exon. Bases 133 to 1512 code for a protein of 459 amino acids. Gene Ontology annotation, molecular function: RNA binding; protein binding. The record is from RefSeq and is a predicted model, not a curated record. Gene Ontology annotation, biological process: RNA modification. NCBI's taxonomy places the organism in Eukaryota, Viridiplantae, Streptophyta, Magnoliopsida, Poales, Poaceae.